CUUAGUUGCCAACCCCGCAAUCACUUAGUUGCCAACGCUAAUCCGCAAUCAUUUAGUUGCCAAAGCGCAUCCGCAAUCACUUAGUCGCCAAUCUAAUAAUUAUAAUAUAUUUAUUAUAGGAAAAUAAUACAUGCCAUAUAAAGGUUCAUUUAACAUUCUUUGCGAUAGAGAGCAUUACGUACGAAUGUACAUAUGUCAUAUGAACGUAACCUAUAAAAACGUAGCAAGGACGUAGAAUUAAAAAAAGAAAGAAAAACGUAUAUUUUAUAAUUUAAUAAUGAUAAAUCUUUGAUAAUUAAACAACAAUCAGAAAUUAAAUGUUCAUGCAUAUAUAGCUACGAAAUUAUUUACGGUGUUGAUUAUUGUAGGUUAGAAUCGUUCAUAACGUUUAGUUAAAACAAUGUUACAACGUAAACUAAUAAAAAAAACAUGGUGCGAGCUACGUAAACAAUAUAUACACAGUACAAAGUGUUUGAAUACAAAUUCUGAGAAACACGAUGUUAAAAAAAUACGAAAUAUUGGAAUAUUGGCACACAUCGAUGCCGGUAAAACAACAACAACCGAACGAAUGUUAUUUUACUCUGGACUUAUUAAAAAUAUGGGAGAAGUACAUCAUGGGAAUACGGUGACAGAUUAUAUGGAACAAGAACGUCAACGUGGUAUAACAAUAACUUCUGCAGCCGUAACAUUUAAUUGGAAAAAGUAUCGUUUUAAUUUAAUUGAUACACCAGGACACAUUGAUUUUACUAUGGAAGUGGAACAAGCAUUACGUGUUAUGGAUGGUGUGGUGAUUAUAUUAGAUGGAUCAGCUGGUGUGGAAGCACAGACAUUAACAGUUUACAAACAGGCAGAUAAAUACGAGAUACCCAAAAUCAUUUAUGUUAAUAAAAUGGAUCGCCCGGAUGCAGACUUUGAAAAAAGUUUAAAAUCCAUAGAAUUAAAAUUAAAUACCAAUGCAUUGCCAAUACAAUAUCCUAUAAAAAAGGGAGACGUUUUUGAAGGUAUAAUAGACAUUGUAAGCUUAGAGAAAAUAAUAUUUAAUAAGAAGAGUCAAGGAUUAGAUUUCAUAAGAAAAAAAUUAACGCAAAACGAUGACAAUGAUUUAUGGAAUAUAGCGAAUGAAAAACGUGAAAUGUUGCUAGAUAAGUUAUCAAAUUUGGAUGACAAAUUAGCCGAAGUAAUAAUAGAAGAAGAAUCACUCGAUAAAAUAACUGAUCAGGCAAUAUGCGAAUCCUUAAGAAAAAUUACAUUAUCAAGAAAUGGUGUGCCAGUUCUUAUAGGUAGUUCUUAUAAAAACAUUGGUGUACAACCUUUAAUGGAUAGUAUUGUAUUAUAUUUGCCAUUUCCAAAUGAAUACAGAAAUGACUAUCGUUGUUUCAACAAUAAUUUAUCCGCGCGUGUUUUUAAAAUUAUACAUGAUAAACAAAGAGGACCUAUCACUUUUUUUAGAAUUUAUACUGGUACUAUGAAGAAAGGUGAAAAAAUAUAUAAUGUUCAAAAAGGAAAGGUAGAACAAAUUAGUCGUUUAUAUAUUGCCUGUGCUGAUGAAUAUAAAGAAAUUAAUGAAAUUAAUAAUGGUAAUAUUGCAGCAGUUGCUGGAUUACAAACUACUGUUACCGGUGAUUUGAUAACUAAUAGCGCAUCAGUAAUGAAACAUGCCCAAAGAAAUAUGAAUGAAUAUAAAUCUACUGAAGUGGCUGAAAGAAAAUUAGAUAAUAUUUUUACAUCUGGUACUAAUAUACCAGAUCCUGUCUUCUUUUGUUCUAUAGAACCACCUUCUCUAUCGAAACAGGUAGCUUUAGAAAUUGCAUUGCAAGAACUUGGAAGAGAAGAUCCUAGCUUAAGAAUAAAGCAAGACGAAGAGACUGGUCAAACGGUGUUAGCUGGAAUGGGAGAAUUGCACAUUGAAAUUAUUAAAGAAAGAAUUAGAACGGAAUAUAAAAUUGAUGCCGAUGUAGGUCCUUUGCAAAUAGCUUAUAAAGAAGCUAUAACAGAAAUGAUCAAAGACACAUUCUCUAAUGAGUACAAAAUAGGCAAAACUUUUCAUAGUGUUACCAUAACUUUGUCCUUAAUACCAAAUUACAAGCAAAAAGAAAUUUUACAAUUUGAUCAUACGAAAGAAUCUGCUUCUAAUAUCGACGAUAUACAUCCAAAGACGAUAGCUGCCAUAAAAAAGGGCAUAAAACUUGCCCUUAAAAGUGGUCCAAAAUUAAAUUCUCCAGUUAUAGACACCGGAAUUAAGCUCCAUUGGUUAGAGAUAAGAAAGGGUACAUCAGAUACUAUAGUUUCUGCUGCUGUUACACAAUGUAUUAAACAACUGAUGCAUAAAGGAACGAGCAUAAUAUUGGAACCGAUUAUGAAUUUAGAAAUUGUUACUAUGAAUGAUUAUUCAUCGGCCGUUCUUGCUGAUCUUAAUCAACGGAGAUGUGAAAUACAAAAUGUUGACAUGCGUGGACAAAAUAAGAUUAUUACUGUUUAUGCACCGUUGUCAAAUUUGCUUGGAUAUUCUAUGAGUUUAAGAAGUAUAACAUCUGGAAAUUCAACAUUUUCAAUAGAAUUUAGUCAUUACAAGGCCAUGGAGUCAAUUUUUGAACAAGAAACUAUUAAAAGGAUAACUGGAUUUUAAGACCCAAUAGGUUAAGUAUAAUUUUCAUCAAUUAUUUAACUAUUAUAUAUUAUUAAAAUACUGUUCAAGACUAUUAAUAGUAAUAAUCGAU
Messenger RNA from Vespa mandarinia (Asian giant hornet), 2717 nucleotides. It is a transcript of the gene mRRF2, whose product is annotated as mitochondrial ribosome recycling factor 2. NCBI's taxonomy places the organism in Eukaryota, Metazoa, Arthropoda, Insecta, Hymenoptera, Vespidae. Gene Ontology annotation, biological process: ribosome disassembly; mitochondrial translation. The record is from RefSeq and is a predicted model, not a curated record. Gene Ontology annotation, molecular function: GTPase activity; GTP binding. Gene Ontology annotation, cellular component: mitochondrion.